UGCAAGAACAAUCAUACAGCCACAGGCCAUGAGGUGGGAAACGAAAUCCCAAAUUGAUUGGGAUUUGGCAUCGUUCAACUUCAAUAUAUAUCGGCCGACACGUCACACCGGCAACGACUACGAAAAAAAAAGGAAAUGCCUGGGCUAACCUGCAACGCCUGCAACAGAGAAUUCCUUGACGAGGCCGAGCGGAAGCUCCAUUACAAGUCCGAUUGGCACCGCUACAAUCUCAAGCGCAAGGUAGCUGGGGUUCCAGGGGUGACGGAAGCUUUGUUCCUGGCAAGGCAAGCAGCACUUGCUGAAGAGAAAGAUAAGCAGAAUGAAACCCCCAUGCUUUACAGUUGUGGUCUUUGUGACAAGGGCUAUCGAAGUUCCAAGGCUUACUCUCAGCAUCUUAAGUCACGUGCUCAUAUUGCGCAGGCUUCUCAACACCCUGAAGAGGAGAAGGCAGCCAUUAUCAAGCCAUUUAUACGUCGUGCUGUAAAUAAGCCUCCACAACCAAGGGAUACAAAUGAUGAGGAAAGUGACGAUGAUUGGGUGGAGGUUGAUCCAGAUGAGGACUUGGCAUCUGGUGAUGAAAUGGAUAUUGACAAUGGUGAAGAAACAGGACAAGAGGAAUUAGAUCCAUGUUGUUGUUUUAUGUGCGAUCUGAAGCAUGACACCAUUGAAAGCUGCGUGGUUCACAUGCAUAAGUUUCAUGGUUUCUUCAUCCCUGAUGUUGAGUAUUUGAAGAAUCCUGAAGGCUUGCUCAUCUACCUUGGCCUUAAGGUUAAGAGGGAUUUCAUUUGUCUGUAUUGUAAUGAACGGUGCCACCCUUUUACUAGUUUGGAAGCUGUUCGGAAACAUAUGGCAGCCAAAGGUCACUGUAAAGUGCAUUACGGUGAUGGUGAUGAAGAUGAGGAAGCUGAGUUGGAGGAAUUCUACGACUAUAGCAGCAGCUAUGUGGAUGAUUGGGGGAAGCAGUUGGUUGCAGUUGGUGAUAAGGACAGCACUGUAGAACUUGGUGGUGGCUCGGAGCUUAUUAUAACCAGAAAAUCUGAUGAGGGAAUUAUGUCAAAAACACUUGGUUCUAGAGAAUAUUCGCGCUACUAUCGCCAGAGUCCUCGCCCAUCUCCUGCAAAUAACAUGGCAAUUACUGCUGCCUUAGCCUCAAGGUACAGGAGUAUGGGCUUAGCAACUGUGCAGUCAAAGGAACAAAUUGUGAGGAUGAAGGUGAUGAAAGCAAUGAAUAGAUCAGGAGUGGAGACAAUGCGGACAAAAGUUGGCAUGAAGAAUAAUGUCAUUCAAAACUUGCCUAAGAAUGUCCCAUAUUAGUUGCUAACUCUCAAGCUCCAUAUCAUAACUACUGGAGUAGUAUUUGUUUUCUUGAAAAAUCAGGUGCUUUAUAUUCCUGUAUGCAUCUAAAAUUUCCCUUGUAUGAAUUACAUAUCUUUAUUUACAGCCAAUAUAUUGUAUGAAUUACAUCACUAUAACAAUAUAUAUGCCUUUGUUUUGCCUUUC
Messenger RNA from Gossypium raimondii (Peruvian cotton), 1500 nucleotides. Its product is annotated as cytoplasmic 60S subunit biogenesis factor REI1 homolog 1. The transcript has 5 exons. Gene Ontology annotation, cellular component: preribosome, large subunit precursor. Bases 136 to 1314 code for a protein of 392 amino acids. NCBI's taxonomy places the organism in Eukaryota, Viridiplantae, Streptophyta, Magnoliopsida, Malvales, Malvaceae. The record is from RefSeq and is a predicted model, not a curated record. Gene Ontology annotation, molecular function: zinc ion binding; nucleic acid binding. Gene Ontology annotation, biological process: ribosomal large subunit biogenesis.